Messenger RNA from Eupeodes corollae, 1522 nucleotides. Its product is annotated as zinc carboxypeptidase-like. The transcript has 2 exons. The coding region runs from base 139 to 1377 and encodes 412 amino acids. The record is from RefSeq and is a predicted model, not a curated record. Gene Ontology annotation, molecular function: metallocarboxypeptidase activity; zinc ion binding. NCBI's taxonomy places the organism in Eukaryota, Metazoa, Arthropoda, Insecta, Diptera, Syrphidae. Gene Ontology annotation, biological process: proteolysis.
ACGUCACAUUUAAAAGCUUUAUUGAUCGCCGCGCCGCCGGGAGUUGUUUAUUUUAAUCGAUAAGAAGAUCAAAGUAUUUAAAUCAUUUUAUCUAAAUAAGAGUUAGUAAAAUUUGUGUAAAGAGUUUUUAUUCAAAAAAUGUCUGCAAAAGAAGAACAACCUAUGCCCGAUGUGGCAAGAUAUGACUACUACCGCAUGUACUAUGUUAACAUAGACACCGAAAAACAUGUACAAAUCCUAAAGAAAUUGGAAGAAAUAAGUGAUAGUUGUUCAUUUAUUGGCCAUGCCAGGGAGCCGGGUCAAAAGCUAACCAUAAUGGUAGCUGCUCAUAAAGUUCCAGAAUUUGUUGAUCUCCUUAAGACCUACGAUGUGAAACAUCGAGUUUUGACCUAUAACUUCCAAGAGAAAAUCGAUAAGAAUUUAAAAUCAGUCCUACCGAAAGGAGUUGAUUUGAAUAAAUUCGAUUGGCUGCAUUAUUUUCAUUUGGAAACAAUAUACGAAUGGAUGGAGAAAUUGGUUGCGCAACACAAAGAAGCCACAUUAUUAGAUAUGGGUUUGAGUACACAAGGCUUACCAAUUAAAGGCAUUAAAAUAUCUCACAAUUCUGAUAACAAGACGAUUUUUAUCGAGAGCGGUAUACAUGCUAGAGAAUGGAUUGCUCCCGCUACAGCAACGUAUAUUAUAAAUCAGUUGCUAACAUCAGCGGAUGAGAGAGUGAAGAAACUUGCAAGUAAUUAUAAUUGGAUUAUUUUCCCAUCUGUUAAUCCGGAUGGAUAUAAGUACUCAUUUGAAAGCGAUCGCAUGUGGAGGAAGAAUCGCCAACUAUUUGGAGUUUCUCGUGGUGUGGAUCUCAAUCGAAACUAUCCUUAUCAUUGGAACGAAAUCGGAUCAAGUUCUGAUCCAAGUCGUUAUGAUUUUUGUGGUCCGUCGGCAGCUAGUGAAAUAGAAACACAAAAUCUUAUUAAAUUUCUAACUGACAAUUCCGAGUCGGAGAAGAUUCGCACUUAUAUUGCUCUUCAUUCAUACUCUCAAUUAUUGAUGUUUCCUUAUGGCUUCACGCCCGAUCAUGUUGAUAACUACGAUGAUUUGAAAGCUAUUGGAGAAAAGGCAACUAAGGCAAUUAAAGAAACCCAUGGAAGGGUUUAUAAUAGUGGAAGUAUGUAUGAAACGAUUUAUCCAUCGAGUGGUGGAAGUAAGGAUUGGGCCCAUUCGAUGAUGAAGAUACCGAUUACAUUUACGUUUGAACUACGCGGGCCACCAGAUACCCAGGAUCUAUUUAUUCUGCCAUCAGAAGAGAUUCUACCAACUGCAGAAGAAGCUUUUGCUGCAAUUCUAACCAUUGUUGAAGAAUCUGAUGCAAGGGGUUACUAUAAUUAGAUGGUAACCCACCUUUUUUUUUCUCGAGCUAUAGGGAUUUAUUUUCUAGUUUGUAAUUAGAAGCAUUUAAAUAUCCAUUUUGAGGUUUUUUGUAAAAUUAAUAAUCGGAUUCAUUUCAAUAAAUAGGAAUUAAUUUAAAUAGUUA